Molecule: messenger RNA, 1883 nt
Organism: Ceutorhynchus assimilis (cabbage seed weevil)
Lineage: Eukaryota; Metazoa; Arthropoda; Insecta; Coleoptera; Curculionidae
Source: the annotation of a GenBank genome assembly
AUUUUUUUUAUAUAUGGUUCAUUCCGUCAUUUUGCUAAAAAAGUUGUGUUUUUGUGCAAAUUUUUAAAAUAUUUUUGAUAAAAAACUGUUAAAAGGAAUCAACAUGAGCAACAUCAGUCCUUCAGCUGGUAAGAAAAAAAAAACACUUUUUUUUCGUUUUGUAGCUUGUUGAGGAAAUAGUUUUCCACCAACAAAUAAUAAUAUAAAAAGUAAACAUUAAUUUGUGUGUGGAAAAACUCAUAUUAUUAUAAUGUUUUCUAUUGGAUUAUUUAAACAAAAAGGUACGAAAACAUAAAUUAUUCUAAACAAUUCAAAGGUUGACGUGUCACAUACAGAAAGAAAAUACUUUAUUAUUGUGAAUCUCCCACACAUUGUCAUGUUUUGCCUCUGCGAUCAAAAUUACCUAAAACACAAUUAUUGCAUGUUAUUCCUUAACAAAUUAUCUUAACAAUAAAAUAAUUAAUUAUUAACAAAGUCCAAUGUAGUAUAUUUGGUUGCCUACUAAUUCCAAUUGAAAAAUUCCUUUAUUGUUCAGCUGCUUUUGGUGAAAGUUAAAAUUUUAUUACGGUACUUUGUUCUUGUUUAUUUCUUCUACAGUAUGUACCAGCUUGGCAACAUGUUUAGUUAGUUUUUUUAUGAAAUCGAAAAAAUGAACAAUGAGGGUGAGAAUCCCUCUAGCUUAGAAUACAUUGAAGAUCCAUAUUUCAAUCCCAACGACAGCACUUCGACCCCAAGCUUAGAUAACCUAGAAGACACCAACAGCGACUUAGAAGAAUACGACAUUCUCGAUAACGAAUUGGAUAUUUUUGAUCUGAGACAGCUGGAUUUCGAUGAGGUGACUAGUAGUCACUUGCACCAGGAAGAAUCCGUUAACGUGGAGGCUGAAUUUUUCGAUGUGAAAAGAGCCAACGUGAUAAUAAGGGCAUUUUUGCGUAACAAAGUCAAGAAACAAGUCAGGGUCCGGUACAGUGAUCUGAGCAAGCCUUAUUUGGCUAAAUUACCAAAAGAUAGUAAUUUUAGGAAGUAUUUAGCUAUAAGUUUGAGUCAGAGUGAAGAAGCAAUGGCAGCUGACCAUGUCGCUCCUGACCUUUCUCAUCUCACUGAAGAAGAAAAAGAGCAACAGGAGAAAAUAUGGCGUGAAGAGUUGGUGCAAAUUGAAGACGAAAUCGUCACUCUGAGGACGGUUUUGGGCUCGAAAAUGCGCCGCAGCGCCGAACUGAAAAAGAACUUGGGAAUCACUUUUUUGAAAGAGGUUUCUGACGAUAUCAAUCAGGGCAUUAAGAAUGUUAAGGAAAGCAACGUAUAUCAAAAGACCACUUCAGUCAUAGGAGGCUUCACAAGCAAUUUGACUAGUAAAUUGGGACAAAUGAGGCAUUCCGAAUCGUUCAGAUCUAUCGAGGAAAGAGUGGGGUCGGCUUACGAAAAUGUCAAAGGAAAAGUUGUUUCUAGAUCCGGCUCCCAGCACAGUGUCAACGAUGAGGCUAGAUCCAGGUCUGGAUCUGUAGCCACCAGCCCGACCAUCCAGGAAGAGAAACCGUUGGCAUAAGCACUUACUUAAGGUAGCAAAUUAAAUUCAAUAUUUAUUCUCCAACCAGUGAGGGCCUUCAAUUUUAAUGCUUGUAGUUUAUUAUAUAAUUAUAAUUAUUAUUAUUGGUGGAUGUGAGAAAUAAUAAGUAUUCCUUUUAAAAAAAUCAUUUUUUUUUUUGGGUUUGAAAGUGUGUCCUUGCCAUUGGAAAAAAAUCUUUUGCAUUUAUUGUUAAUUAUUUAUUUGAGAAAUAAAUAUUAUUGCCUCUAAGGUAUUAUUAAAUUAAAAUUGAUAAAAAAUAAAAUUAUUGGUGGUUUAGUCCAAAAAAUGAAAUGGGUCGUUUUUUUUUUGUACAGGG